This is a messenger RNA of Musca vetustissima, 1813 nucleotides long. Its product is annotated as homeobox protein abdominal-A. NCBI's taxonomy places the organism in Eukaryota, Metazoa, Arthropoda, Insecta, Diptera, Muscidae. The record is from RefSeq and is a predicted model, not a curated record. Gene Ontology annotation, cellular component: nucleus. Bases 46 to 1806 code for a protein of 586 amino acids. Gene Ontology annotation, biological process: negative regulation of transcription by RNA polymerase II; anterior/posterior pattern specification. The transcript has 5 exons. Gene Ontology annotation, molecular function: RNA polymerase II cis-regulatory region sequence-specific DNA binding; DNA-binding transcription factor activity, RNA polymerase II-specific.
AAACAAAUUACUACAAUAGUCGUCCCCUCAUAAAAACUAUGUGCAAUGUCAAAAUUUGUUUUCGAUAGUAUGCUACCAAAGUAUCCACAGUUUCAACCAUUUAUAAGUUCACAUUUAACUACAACAUCACAAAAUUCAUCAUCAGCAGCUGUUGCCGCCGCCCUAGCCGUUGCCGCUGCCACCUCGUCCACGUCCAACAGUAAUAACAAUAAUAACAACCAACAAAAUAAUCACAACAGCAGCAACCAAAGUAAUAACAACAUUUCCAAUAAUUUAACAGGAGGUCACACCAAUAACGUUUCAUCAUCGUUGUUAUCACCCAACAAUUCGGGACACUUGAAUCAAUCGUCCAAUUCGCCAGUGUCAUCAUCAUCGCCCAGUUCUUCAACGGCCUUUGGUAGUUCUCUGGGACAACAUCCGUCGUCGUCACAUUUUGCCAGUGGCCAGCAUCAUCAGUAUUCGUUGACAGCAGCAUUACAAUUGCAACAGCAACAACAACAAUUACAUAUUAACAAAUUAGCAGCCGCAGUUGCCGCUUCCACACAACAUCAACAGCAGCAGCAACAACUUCAACAACAGAGUAACGGUAGCAGUUCCUCAUCGUUGCAACUUCAGCAGCAGCAACAACAACAGCAGCAUCAACAACAAUUGUUGUUAACACCACCCUCGGUGCAUAAUUCGCAUACCGGUGACAGCAGUUGUUCACCCUCACCGUCAGCAUCGUCAUCGCUGCAUCGCAGCUUAAACGAUUCAUCGCCGUCGUCAUCGGCUCAGGUCGUUAGUGCCGCAAGUUCAGUGGCCGCUGCAGCAGCUGCCGCCGCCGCUGCUGCUUCUUCGUCGUUUGCCAUACCGACAAGCAAAAUGUAUCCAUCCGUAUAUUCAAAUCAUCCCAGUUCACAUGGUGGCCUAUCGGGCAUGCCAGGUUUCACAGGACUCGAGGAUAAAACAUGCAGCAGGUACUCAGACUCAGUUAUGAACAGCUAUCAAUCGAUGAGCGUACCUGCAUCCGCAUCAGCCAGUUUUGCACAAUUCUAUCAGCAUGCAGCUGCCGCCUCAGCAGCAUCAGCUGCUUCAGCCGGUGCCAUUGGUGUUGAUUCACUGGGUAAUGCCUGUCCACAGCCCUCAUCGGGUGUGGUGCCCACCGGUGGAGUUGGUCAAGGUAUUGCCGAUUUACCCCGUUAUCCAUGGAUGACUUUAACAGACUGGAUGGGAAGUCCUUUUGAACGCGUCGUAUGUGGUGAUUUUAAUGGUCCCAAUGGUUGUCCUCGUCGUCGCGGCCGUCAAACUUAUACACGUUUCCAGACUUUAGAAUUGGAGAAAGAAUUCCAUUUCAAUCAUUACCUAACCCGACGACGAAGAAUUGAAAUCGCCCAUGCGUUGUGCUUGACCGAGAGACAAAUAAAAAUCUGGUUCCAAAAUCGUCGCAUGAAACUUAAAAAAGAAUUGCGUGCCGUCAAAGAGAUAAAUGAACAAGCUCGUCGCGAUCGCGAGGAACAAGAAAAAAUGAAAGCCCAAGAAGCCAUGAAAUCCGCCCAACAAAACAACAACAAAGUCCAACAGCAACAGCCACAACAACAGCAACACCAUCAACAGCAGCAACAGCAUCAGCAACAACAUCAGGAUCAUCAUUCGAUCAUCGCUCACAAUCCCGGCCAUUUGCAUCAUUCCGUUGUGGGACAAAAUGACCUCAAACUGGGACUGGGUAUGGGUGUUGGCAGUGGUCUGGGUGGUAAUUUGGGUAUGAUGAGUGCGUUAGAUAAAACAAAUCAUGAUUUGUUGAAGGCCGUUAGUAAAGUGAAUUCAUAAAUUUUAC